AUGGAGGACUAUCCAAAUGCACAGACAGCUGAAGUCCUUAGAGGAGAAAGCACAUCUGAAGAAAGUAUGGACCAAAGCAAAGACCAAACUAUAGCUAACCAAUCCUUUGUUUCAGAGUUUCUACUCCUGGAAUUCUCAAAAGUUUGGGAAUUUCAGAUAAUACACUUUGUAAUAUUCCUGGUAUUGUACUUGGCAAUUGUAACAGGGAAUCUUCUCAUCAUCUCUGUAGUAGCCUUUGACCAUCGUCUGCACACCCCCAUGUACCUCUUUCUAAUGAACUUAGCCAUGCAGGACCUGGGCCAAGUUUCAGUCAUUAUUCCCAAAUCCAUGGCCAAUUCACUCAUGAAUUCUAGGCACAUUUCUUAUUCUGGAUGCGUUGCUCAAGUCCUAUUCUUCACCUUCUUCAUAUCUACUGAUUUUUUCCUCCUCAUAGUCAUGGCCUAUGAUCGGUAUGUUGCUAUUUGCAACCCACUGCAAUAUCACAUGGUGAUGAACAGGAGAGCCUGCACUGAAAUGAUUUUUACUUCAUGCGUCACUGGGUUUCUUUAUGCAGGUUUGCACACUGUCAGCACUUUUGCAACUCCUUUCUGCUCCAAUGUUGUCAAUCAGUUUUUCUGUGAAAUCCCACAGUUAGUAAAGCUUUCCUGUUCUAAGAAAAAUCAGAUUGAAACUGGAGUUCUGCUCUUGUUUUGUCUCAUUGGGGUAGGCUGCUUUAUAUUUGUUCUUGUGACAUAUGUACAGAUUUUUAGUGCGGUGUUAAGGAUGACAUCUGCACAGGGAAGACAAAAGGCCUUCUCUACCUGCCUUCCACAUCUCAUGGUAUUCUCCACAUUUAUGGUCACAGGCUUGGUUUCCUAUUUGAGUCCCAUGACGAAUACAGCAACACAUUUAAAUUUGUUUUUUACUGUGAUAUAUUCUAUGGUCCCACCUUUGCUGAACCCACUGAUUUACAGCAUGAGAAAUAAAGAGAUCAAGGCUGCUUUGUCAAAUAUGUUAAGGUUGAAAACAUCUUCAAAUAAAUUUGUUUUUAGUUUUCUAAUAUAG
This is a messenger RNA of Podarcis muralis (Common wall lizard), 1044 nucleotides long. Its product is annotated as olfactory receptor 14C36-like. Gene Ontology annotation, cellular component: membrane. Gene Ontology annotation, biological process: G protein-coupled receptor signaling pathway. Gene Ontology annotation, molecular function: G protein-coupled receptor activity; olfactory receptor activity. The record is from RefSeq and is a predicted model, not a curated record. NCBI's taxonomy places the organism in Eukaryota, Metazoa, Chordata, Lepidosauria, Squamata, Lacertidae.